CAUGGGUGGUGCACCUUCUAUCAACGCAUUCGCCGUCCCAUUUUUUCCCUUCUUCCCCAUCAUCAUCGUCGUCACCACCACACUCAUUCUAAUCGCAAGCGCCGAAGAUCAAGAUACAAAAGAAAAUACAAAUAUUCCCAGUCUUGAAGACCAUAAUGGCACCGCGGCCGAUAUGUCAUUACAAUCACCAUUAUCAUCAGCCGACCCUGAUCAAGUGGUGACAAAAUCAGUUACAUUCAGACCUAGCGCGGCCGCGAUUGUAGGUGUUUUAGCAACCACAUUUUCCCUCACGUUUCUACUCCUUCUCUACAUCAAACACUGCAAUGGCCUUGCUAGCAACGCAAAUCUAGAGGGAGAUAUGGAUUUGCAAGAGAGGAAGAACUCUGGGAUUGGACGGACUGUUGUUGAUUUGUUGCCGGCAUUCAAGUUUGGUUCGUUGAGAGGACAAAAACAUGGACUCGAAUGUGCGGUUUGUCUCACAGGGUUUGAGGAUCAUGAGAUACUGAGAUUAUUGCCCAAAUGCAAACAUGCUUUCCAUAUGGAAUGCGUGGACACAUGGCUUGACGAACACUCCACGUGCCCGCUCUGUCGCUAUAAAGUCAACCCUAACGACAUACUUGUUUCUCAUGAACUGUUGUCGUCAGACGUCGGAAGCGGGAGAGUUACGAGUAAUAUCAUCAACAACAAUGAGUGGUCGCAACGUGAAAAUGAAAGUAUAGGUUCACGACGAGUUUCUUUUGUGACAGAGAGGAAGAGUGAAGGGUCUUUGCGUCAUCAUCAUUCGAGAAAGGUAAAGAGUGAAAGUGUUAUAGGAGAACAUAGGUUAGAUCACCAGAUAGUUAUUUCUCCUACUUGUUCUUACACUUCAGAUAGUGGUGUUCACCAACGGUGGAGCAAUUUUGAAACAGAUGAUAUGCUUUACUUAACUUCUGAUAGGAUUAUUAGUUGCAGUUCGUCAUCCCAUGAAGGAAGCAGAAGAGCGGUGAAGCGUAAUCGUAAUCGCGGUGUUGUUGAUGAUGAGAUGGAGAAUGGUUUUGGUGGUAGUGGUGUUGGUGGGAGGAGGAAUGAGAGGGAUUUGAGGAGUACUGUCUCGGAGAUGACAGGGAUGAUGAGGGUUUUGAAUAGGGAUAGAAGGAGGGAAAGAGAACGGCGUAGUGGUGGUGGUGGUGGUGGUCGGGAAGAACAAGAACAACAACAGGAGAGAGUGGCUUCGAGGUGGUGGUCUUGGAUUUCUAGGUCACAACAAUCAUAUAGAUCAAGAUCAAGUUCAAGUUCUGAAUGA
This is a messenger RNA of Lathyrus oleraceus (garden pea), 1282 nucleotides long. Its product is annotated as RING-H2 finger protein ATL43. The record is from RefSeq and is a predicted model, not a curated record. NCBI's taxonomy places the organism in Eukaryota, Viridiplantae, Streptophyta, Magnoliopsida, Fabales, Fabaceae. Bases 2 to 1282 code for a protein of 426 amino acids. The transcript has a single exon.